This is a messenger RNA of Strongyloides ratti, 1470 nucleotides long. RefSeq names its product Basic leucine zipper domain, Maf-type and Transcription factor, Skn-1-like, DNA-binding domain-containing protein. Gene Ontology annotation, biological process: regulation of DNA-templated transcription. Gene Ontology annotation, molecular function: DNA binding. The record is from RefSeq and is a predicted model, not a curated record. The transcript has 4 exons. NCBI's taxonomy places the organism in Eukaryota, Metazoa, Nematoda, Chromadorea, Rhabditida, Strongyloididae. Bases 1 to 1470 code for a protein of 489 amino acids.
AUGAUUUUAAAAUACCUUCAAAUAUUGGUAGCAUCAAUUAUGCUAUUUCCAUCCUUUUUCAACAAAACAAAGGAUAAAAAAUCAAAAAAUAUUUUAUUCGAUAACUAUUAUAUGGAUGUGUCUAAAAAUUUAUUUAAUUUUCUUUUUUUAAGUACUUUUUUAAUCAGUGGUUCAAUAUACAUUGGAAGUCAUCAAAAAUAUGAUAAAGAAAAUAUUUUUUCAAAACAUUUACCAAUAUUUAAAGAUAGAUUUUUUGAAAAAAAUCAAUUACCUUUUGUUGAUUUGAUUAAUAGACAACCAAUAAGAAUUAAUGCUUUAGUUGUUGAUAAUAAUUUUGAUCCUGAUAUUGUUUUUGGAUCACAAAAAAAUAAACUAUAUAAAAAGGAUUUUACUACGAAUAGUGGACAAAAUUUAGAAAAUACACCUUCUAAUUCAUUACAAUUAUCUGGUAGCAGAAAAUCAUCAACUUCUGAAUUAGAUAAACAUUUUAAACAACAAUUUGAUAAAAGAGAUCAAUCUCCAUAUGGUAAUAGAUCACCAUUUAGUGAUAGUGUUGAUGAAUAUAUUGAUGAAGCAUUAAAUAAUGGAGAAUUUGAUUUAAACAAUUUAUCAUGUAGCGAAAAAGAUAUUUGUGAUAGUCUUUUUUCGUCUUUAGACGAAGUUGAGAGAAACGAUUAUCCAUAUCAGCAUUAUCCAACACAGGAGGAGAAUUUUCUUACUUCCGAGUUUGAAAUUAUUGCACGGGAGAUGCAAAAUAAUCCAACAGAUCCACUUUCUUCACAUUUUGAUCCUUAUAUGUAUGAUAUGAAAAUGACACCUAAAAGAUUAGAUAUUCCAAAUAGUCAAAAUAAAAGAAAAGGACAAAGUACAUCAGAAUCAGUAUCGCUAUUUGGGACUACAAAAAUAAAUGUUAAAAGAGUAAUAAGAAAAGAGAACAGUGUACCAAAUGAUGUACCUGGAGAUAUGUCACUUAGACCUGAGUUAGCUCAAGAAAAAAUAAAAGAAUUUGAAAAAUUUCCUUUUGUGGAAAAUGAAGUUUUAAAAGGUUAUUAUAAGGACGUAAGAAAGAAAUCAGCUGGACGUGUCUCAAAAGAUAAUGAAUUACUUAUUGAAAGUAAUAUUAAUAUAACUCCUGGUGAACUUCGUGAUUUUACAUUAAAACAAUUUAAAAAAUUUCUAGAUAAUAAUAAUUUAAGUGAAGAACAAAAAGCAUUAUGUAGAAAUAUUCGAAGAAGAGGUCGCAAUAAGAUAGCAGCAAAAAAAGUCCGCAGCAAUAAGCUUGGUAAAAAUAAAAAAUCAGAUGAUUCCAGAUUUGAUUUAAUAUCAAUCACUUCUACAUCAUUUUUAACUGACCCAGAACCAACACCAUCUAGAUAUAUAAGAAAAUCUCAACCCAAAAAUGUAGAAUAUGAAUUUUCAGAUGAUUUACUUGAAAAAUCAGAUCCACUCUACAGAAUUCACGAUAUUUAA